GAUGUGAAGUAACAAGAACUAAGCCAUUUUCACUAAGGGAGACUCGCAUUUCGUAAUAAUAUGAAUGGAAUGUGACUGAUAAUGACUCUACUAUGCGGCCUUUUGUUUGGCGCUCAAAUUACUAUGCAGUUUUCUGAACACGAGAGAUUGGAACUCAGUCAGCCACAAUAUCAGCCCACCAAAACGAACAACGCUUUGUAGCGUCGAAGACAGCGGCAAAUCGAACAUCAGAAGGGUUCAGGAUGGCGACAAAAGGCGUCGAAUUGUACCCGGUCGGCUAUGACAGUCGAGCUGGACUUGCCGAUUCAGAAGUUAGGGAAAGUAAGGCAAGCUUUGUGCCUACCGGCAAACCCGAGGUGGAAGUAGAAGAACGUGAGAAAUGGGGCCGUAAACUUGACUUUCUCCUCUCCUGCAUUGGAUACGCUGUCGGCUUGGGAAAUGUCUGGCGAUUCCCUUAUCUUUGCUUUAGUAACGGUGGAGCUUCGUUUCUGAUCCCUUAUGUGAUCUGCCUGGUGUUCUGUGGAAUCCCCAUCUUCUACCUUGAAGUCGCACUUGGUCAGUAUGUGCAACAGGGUGUGGUCGGUGCCUGGGCAGCGUACUGUCCUGCCCUGGGAGGUAUUGGUCUUGGAAUGGUGAUUAUUACCUUCCUCUGCAGUGUUUACUACAAUGUUAUCAUGGCAUGGACAUUUUACUACCUGUUUGCAUCAUUCCAGAAGCAUCUACCGUGGGAAAGUUGUGAUAAAUCGUGGAACUCACCGUUAUGUCAAACAGACCGUAAGUCUCCUCCCGACUGUGUGGCCCUGGGGGUAAAUGUUUCUAAAGACGACUGUAAAUGGAUAUCUCCGGAAGAAGAAUAUUUCAACAAAAAGGUUCUUGAAAUAUCCCCUGGUAUUGGGGCAGCAGGUGAAGUGCGCUUUGAACUCGCCAUGUGUCUCCUGCUGGGCUGGAUCAUCGUUUACUUCUGCGUGUGGAAAGGAAUUAAAUCUGCGGGCAAGGUCGUGUAUUUCACAGCUACCUUUCCUUAUCUGGUUUUGUUUAUCCUGUUGAUUCGGGGUGCCACGUUGGAAGGAGCAGGAGAGGGGGUUAUCUUCUAUCUCAAACCAGACUUUUCAAAAUUAAAGAACCCUCAGGUGUGGGUGCAGGCCGCGGGUCAGAUUUUCUUCUCGCUCAGUGUUGGGUUUGGCGGGCUUAUCACCUAUGGAAGCUACAACAAAUUUCGCAACAAUUGUGAAAAGGAUACGCUAAUUGUUUCCCUUAUCAACUGUGGCACGAGUAUCUUCGCUGGUUUUGUCAUAUUUACUAUGAUGGGUUACAUGAGCCACAUACUUGGAGUCCCGGUGCCCGACGUUGUGAAAGGAGGGCCCGGCUUGGCGUUCAUAGCCUACCCUGAAGGAAUCAAGCAAAUGCCUGCUUCACCAUUCUGGGCUUUUAUUUUCUUCUUCAUGUUGUUCAAUCUUGGACUGGACAGUCAGUUUGUGGGGGUGGAGACGGUCACUACAGUGCUAGCAGACUGGAGACCAGGCUUCCGUCGAUACAAAUCCGUCAUUACACUGGGUUUCUGUAUCGUGUGCUACUUCCUUGGACUUGCUCACGUGACUCAGGGUGGAAUGUACGUGUUUCAGAUGUUUGAUUACCAAGCAGGAGGAAUAUCUCUUGUGUUGAUAGCCUUCCUGGAGGCCGUAGGGAUCGGAUGGUUCUACGGAACCGAAAAGUUCUGCACAGAUAUUGAGAACAUGAUCGGCCACCGUCCCAAUUUGUACUUCCGCCUGUGUUGGAAAUACAUUUCACCCGUUAUUAUUGGCGUGAUUUUCAUCUGGUUCUGCGUGGACUGGACAGGCAUAUCCUAUAAUGAUGUCAAAUAUCCAGGUUGGGCCGAGUUUCUGGGAUGGAUGCUGUGUAUAUCAGCCAUCCUCUGUGUUCCAGGAUAUGCCCUCCAUCGAUAUCUAAAACUCGACUCAAGCCUUACUGUUUAUGAGCGUUUCCGCACAAUCCUAAUGCCUGACAAAGAAGUGAUGAGCAAGAUCGAGGAGAAAGAAGGCAUCAGACCAAGGUACCAAAACGUCUUGUAACAUGAGGACAGCAGUCACUCUAAUCCGAGAAAAAAUCUCGUUGCUAUAUCAUUAUAUCAUUACUUUUUAACAUUGCUAGCUGAUACCUUAUCGACAAAAAUGCCGAGUUCUCGACUGCAUUAGUUCCACUUAUAAACUCGCUACUAAGUCAUUUGACCUCAUAUAAUCUAGGGAACACGUCACAGUAUUCCAUAUUCAUUGUGUACACCGUAAUGCCCAGCUGUGACGCUAAAAAAUUAGAAAACUUUAGUGAAAUAAUGAAAUGCCCAUUUAGAUGGUUUGAGAGAUUGUCUUCGAGUUGCGAACAGCUUAAUCAUUUCUCACAAUUUCUCCAUCCCCGUGAGGCUCAGAAAUUACGACGACAAUCAUAAAAUAUCCUUGUGUAAUAUUUUUAAAACCACUAAAUAAGGUGUAUGUAAGACUUCAGCUCCCUUUCCUGUGUCUGCAUGAGCGUUUUCAAAUCUGCCAACCUGUGGUCAAGUGCUGUUUGCUCGACUGGGGCGUCAGUAACUUCAGUGUAAAAUAUUUGUCUUCAUAAGGAAAGGGGUAAGCCUUUGUACGUUUACAAAAUACAUUGUCGUAAUGUCUAGGUAAUUUCGUGUUUCAAAGACGUUUUGUGCUCAGUGGAAAUUGAAAAUAUUACAUUUUAAAAAUAUGUAUAUCAGCUUGUCCUUGCCCUUUCCUUCUCUACAGUGGACAAUAAUUUUACUUUGAAGAAUUACUGUACUUUUCAGUCUAAACUGUUCAUUAUACCCCCUUACGAGAACUCCUAUUGAUUUCGCAUUAGAUGUACAGUCCCGUCUUGGCAAAUGAGUUUUGUGGCGGAGUGUACCUAGCUUUUUACUGUUAAGUCAGAUUAAUAUUUCAGAGCCGUUUUAUGUAACCUACGUUAUAUCGUGCAAAACGAUUACACAUGCAGGCGUGAUGUUAUCAAGGAAAAUCUGAUCACGAGUAUCCUCUAUGCUCACUUAACGGAUUGUGCAGUGCUAGGCUGCGAAAGCCGGGGUAAUUUUGCUGGUUUAAAUCAAACCACGUGUACAGUUCAGACAUCAAUUCUUCGUUUAAAUUAAUUACAUGUCUAGUUUAGUAUCUUGUGCAGCUUUUCCCCUAGGCCAACUCCAAAACAAACGCCAGCAGCAAAGUUUUCGUUUAGAAAACUGAUUAGAACCGAACUACCAUAGCUUUCCUCUCCAUGCGCCAACCCGCUCAGUCCAGCGAAGGAAAGUUAGCUUUUGUUCAGUCAAGUCAGUCAAAGGAACAUUCGAUUGUUUUGUGUCUGGUGUGAAUAAGGUAUCAGAGAAUUUAGUUUGACGUCACGUUUGUUGUCUAAUUAGAAUUUCAAUAUUAGAUACCGUGCAUAACGUGUAGAUGUGUAGUUAUGUCCUGUUUGUAAAGAAUAGUUUUAAACUCUUUGAGUAGUUUACAAAGCAGAUCGCGUUAAAUUAAUUAGAACCAACCGCUUCAUCAACCUUACAAUACGGUCAAAUCCAACUCCAACUGCCUUUAGAAGACGAGCAAGAAGAAAAUUACUUACAGAAAGGAGAAGAUCAGGGUAACCAUUGUGUAACUAAAAGUCACCAAAGUAAGAGAGUUUGUAUAGUUGGGUUGCUGUGAAUGAAAGUGGAUAUUGUUUCUGAAUUUUACUUUACGCCGAAAUGAAAAGAUGAAGCAGGUUGCUCUCGAGGGCUAUAUAUCAUGAAAACAAAGCCAAGCAACUCAGUUGUUGGCAUAAGCCAGUAGAACAUGAAAAUCAAGUACCGCUAAAAUAUUGUAUAGUUAGGUAUUGCAGCUUUUUCCUUUAGUGAGUUAUGUAAGUGAAUAGCAAAUAAAAGUGGGUUCUAUCGUAA
Orbicella faveolata is the source of this 3916-nucleotide messenger RNA. RefSeq names its product sodium- and chloride-dependent GABA transporter 2-like. Lineage: Eukaryota; Metazoa; Cnidaria; Anthozoa; Scleractinia; Merulinidae. Gene Ontology annotation, cellular component: plasma membrane. The record is from RefSeq and is a predicted model, not a curated record. Gene Ontology annotation, biological process: nitrogen compound transport; amino acid transport; sodium ion transmembrane transport.